This is a messenger RNA of Haplochromis burtoni (Burton's mouthbrooder), 3108 nucleotides long. RefSeq names its product claudin 23-like (gene cldn23l). The transcript is spliced from 2 exons. Gene Ontology annotation, molecular function: structural molecule activity. Lineage: Eukaryota; Metazoa; Chordata; Actinopteri; Cichliformes; Cichlidae. The coding region runs from base 905 to 1648 and encodes 247 amino acids. Gene Ontology annotation, cellular component: bicellular tight junction; plasma membrane. Gene Ontology annotation, biological process: bicellular tight junction assembly; cell adhesion. The record is from RefSeq and is a predicted model, not a curated record.
UUGUUGUUGUUAUUAUUAUUAUAAGAAACAGCCUCAACAUUUCUAGUCGUCCUCCUUUGCAAAACCACAGUGAGCCACGUCUUACAGCAUUGUCAUCAUAACAUCUUUGCAGACGUUGUUUGUUUAACAGAGAUGUCCGGCUUGUUUGUCUGCAUGAUUCACUUACGUCUUCACUCUGUCCUCUUCUCCUGGGACAUUCUUUACUGUUCUGUCUGAGACUCACUCUGCAUUCAAACAGUGGCCUCACAUAAUUACUAACCCGACUGAAUUCUACCAAGGUCACAGCUGGCCAUCAAUCCUCAAACAUAAAAAAAAAAACCGUGGCACACUCAUCAUACACACACAUACGCACGCACGCACACACUAAACUCAAGUAUGCCAACAUUUGUACCAUUUGUACACAUGAGAUCAUCACAUCUUGUGCAGAGAGAAGUCUUGUGAUAAACACAACCGCACACGCAUACUGCCACGUUGAGCCUGGCCAGGUUAUUGUAUCCUAGCAACAGAGGCAGCCAUCGACUGCUCUGGGUUUUUGUGUGUGUGUGUUUUUUUCCCUGUCCAGCGCAGGAGCAGUGAAGCCAAACCUCCUUCUGCUUUCUCCGUCUGCUCGUGCACUUGUGUUUACUCCACUUCAGCUCUGCCUCUGCUUUUCUCUGUCUCUCAUCAUCGCAUUGACCUUCUCUUUCACUCAGGCAGUCAGAAUGAAGAGCCCGCAGAUUAAACACAGGAGACUUUCGUUUAAGAGAGCAGAGUAAACCAUGCCAAGAUUUGACCAGCAGGCGAUGUCUCUGUCUGGAGAAACAACCACUGUUAUUUGUGUUUUGUAAAAUAUUUGUAGCAUACUGAACACUGGUACUGUACUAUUUUUUUUAUUCCUGACAAGCUGGAUUUGUGAGAACAAAAGAUGCACACUCCAGCCUCCAUGGUGAUGGGGAUCGUUUUUGCCCCCUUGGGUUUGGUCCUAGUCUUCACUGCUGCCAUCACCCCCCAGUGGAGAGAGGGACAGGCACAUUUGGGAAUGGCAGGACCGGGAAGUCUGCUCCGGUCAGGAACAAAAAGUCAUGGGACCAGGUCCAGUUCAGUGGAGGCACUGAUCUUGUUGCGCUCUGAUGGACUAUGGGAGAGCUGCCUGCAGGUGGAGCGCUCUGACUUGAGGCAGUGCUGGCCUGUGGCUGGUCCGUAUCAGAGAGACCCCAGGGUUCGUCUGGCACAGGGUUUGGUGCUAACCUCAUUGUUCCUGUGCGGCACUGGCAUUCUCCUGGCUUGCAUCGGGGUCCGGUGCUGGGCAGAUCUCCCUCUAAGAGGUGUAGCAGCCUCAGGAGGACUUCUGGUGGUGACAGCAGGGCUGCUGAGCCUGACUGCGUUAGGGGUUUACACCCACAACCUUAAAAGACUCGGGAUGGAUCCAAGUCAAAGGAUUCAUAACCCACGGUACCCACACCUCAACUUGCAUCCAGCUGGCUCGCUUUACUUUGGGUGGCUGGGUUCGUGUCUACAGGUGUUGGGAGGCGCCGCUUUGCUUUUCAGUUUCAAACGACCACGAUGCCCAACCUGCCCAUCUAGGCAUGAGCUGUCUGUGUCUCCCUGCCACUCAUGUCCAGAAAUGACCAACAAGCCUGACAUGGAUGUAUAUGAAGUUAGUUGUUAGAAACUUGUCCAACAUUUUAAACUUUAAGAAAGCGUGGACAGAAAAGAGAAAAAAAAUAGCAUUAAGGGCACUUUCUAAACCCAUUUUUAUCUUUUCAGUGUGUAGCUUAUGUAAUGAAAAGUCAUAAAUUCAUAAAUGACUGUGGACUACCAGACAUUGCUGCUUAGUAAUGAACUGUCAUGCAGGUUUCAACAUAAUGGAUGUAGCUCUCCUUUAACACAGGAACAAACAUGAUCUGGGGGUGUAAAUAAAAACAAAUGGAUGAAUGUCACGUUAGAAAAAGAUUCAACAUCACGCUGCCUUUAAAUGCAACAUGUGGUGAAAUACGAUUGAAGUAUUGCUUUGUGUUGCCUUUAUGUUGUAGCCAUGCAUUUGUACUGUUAAGAAGAAAAUUGUCUGAACAGAACUGUGAAUCAUAGAUGAUGCCAGCAGAAGCCUAAAAAAAUAGCUUAAAUUCUUAAGGUCAUCACACUCGGUUUCAUCUGUAUUAAGCUGGUUGUUAACAGAAAAAAAAAGCUUUACAUUUAUAUGUGAUAUCCUGUUUUGUUGAUGAAUUUGCUGCUCUUGAGCACAGGAGGAGCUUUCACUGGGUAACAUUAUAUUUCUGGAAUAAGAUGAGCACUAUGAAUAUUAAAGAAGGCGUCACAGGAGGAUAUACAAAAGGGUAUUUUCUAUUCCUUGCAAAUGACUGGUUUGUGUUGUCAUUUUGUGCUCAUAUUUGUUGCACUAAAUAAAAAACUAUUUAUCACAAUCUGUUGCAUUUAUUUAUUUAUUACUUUUCAGAUUAGGUAGGUUAUGCUGCAAUGAAGAAAAACGAAAUCAGGAAAUAGGAGCACAUGCAAUUCACUUAUGAAGAUAACUUUGGAAGCUAAAUACAUUUACAUGUUUAAUAUGGAAAUAAAUUCACAUUAUUUGUCUUAAGACGAGGCCGAGAGCCAGAGUGAUCAUCUCACAUGUUGUACGGCAGACAAGUUCACUGCAUUUAAACCAAGCAACAUUAUGUGAAUAGAUGUUAGAUGUGAAUGUUGCCUGGAGCCACGUGGAGUGAUCGCAAUCCGAUGUGAGAAUAACCUAUUCAAUCGCUUCAGCUGGCAACAAACAACCUCAGGAGAGGAGAGAAAUUCACAUCAUGGUUGAGAACGCAGGUCUUUGAGACCCGCUCGCACAGAACAAGUAGCUCAUAAAUAAACAUUUUAUCUACUUAGUAGUGAACGUCAGUGGACGGCUUAAAAGAGGUCUCAGACACAGAGGAGGGUGUAAUUCAUGCACUGAAGACAGACACACACAUUUAGACCACAAUACUAAAUUUUGCUCUACAAGGGCUGGAUAUCCACUUACGAGGACAUUAUACUGCCACUGUUCUACUGAAAUUGAAAACGAGUGACCUCAUAGGUGCAUAUCAGGCCCUUGAAGAGCAAAAUCAGAUAAAAAGAUAUUUCUUUGUUUUUACAUUCAACAGG